AACCAAAAGAAGAAGCGAAGCGUUGGCGUUGCUUCACACAAACACACAAAAAACACAAAAAUAAAGAAAAAGGAAAAGGGGAUUCUGCCUGCAGUCAAGCAAAUAACAAAUGUCCAUUGCGUGAGGACAAACGCACCAAAAGCCGAACAUGCUGAAGAGCCUCCAAGCGGGCACCUACGCUGGCAUGGCCAAUGCCAAGUGCGGCGAGAUCUACUUCCAGAGCCUAAACAGUUUUCGCAUAGAUUGUGCCUUUUGUGAAAUGAAGAGCUUUGUAUUUAAUGACUUUCUGUUGCACGUCCAGAACGUGCACUUCGAGAACGGCCUGCUCAAGACAGAGGAGCUGGUGGAGCCCAAGGAGGAGAUAGAUGAGUCGGAGGGAUCGCCAGAUGCCAGUAUGGAAGAUGUGAACCCCUUUGCUUGGCACGAAAUUGCCUCUGAAAAUGAUGAAGAUGACCAGCACACCGACAGUGAGGAUGACUACGACAUGGAUGAGGAGAACGAUGAUCCCGGCCGGAUCAUUCUGCAAUGGGACAAUUCCAACGCAAUCGCAAAGGAUUCCUCCACGCGCCAACUGCGCGCUAUCAAAGUGGACUACAAGGAGGAGUCCGACGAGGAAGGCGAAAGCAUUACCAUUGACCUGGAUCUGGAUCAGGAUCAGGAUCAGGAUCUGGAUCUGGAGGAUGACCUGGAGCCGGACCAUCUCGACGACUCGACCACGAAACCGCUUUCCUGCCCACACUGCCCCAAGACCUAUCAGGGACCGAAGACUCUGGAACGGCACAUAGCACGCCAGCACAAGCCCGUGGAUCCCGAAGUGGAGGCCGACUACGGGAUGUGCCGCGUACUCGACUCGAAACCUCAGCCAGUGUACAAGUGUGAGCAGUGCGAGCACACAUUCUUCACAAAAAUGAACCUGGUGAUGCAUAUGAAGGAGUACCAUAAGAUCAGGCGUCAGGCGGCUAUCUCGGCCGCAUCCGCAUCGUUCACUUGCGUGGAAUGUGAUAUGGAGCUGCCGCGCCUGCGUCUGCUCGACGAGCACAUGCUGAAGGUACACGGCGGACCGGCGUGCGUGGUCUGCAAGCGGCGCUACAAAACACGCCACGAGCUCAGGCGCCACCAGCUGAGGCACAACAGCGAACGGAACGUUGAAUGUUCACAUCCCGGGUGCGGGAAGCGCUUCUUCACCAACCGCCACAUGCGCAAUCACACCAAGGUCCACACGCAGGAGAAGAACUUCGUCUGCGAGAACUGCGGCUACAGCUGCCGCAACAAAGAGACGUUGCGCGUCCACAUACGCAGUCACACGGGCGAACGUCCGUUCGGGUGUACGGUGUGCGACAAGCGAUUCCCAUCCCAUUCGGGGCUGCGCGAGCACAUGGCCAUGCACUCGACGGAUCGGCCGUUUGUGUGCAAUGUCUGCGAUGCCACCUUCUCCCGCCAGAAGGGUCUCUACCACCACAAGUUCCUGCACACGGACACCAAGCAGUUUGUGUGUAAGCUGUGCGGCAAUGCCUAUGCCCAGGCAGCAGGAUUGGCCGGUCACAUGCGCAAGCAUCGCAGCGAGGGGCAGAAUGGUGCAUCGUAGAGCAUAACGAUCGGACGGAUAAGGAGAUAAGAAGUUACACACUUACACACUUAAGAUAUAAAGAUAUAUUUUCCAAUCAUCUACGAACUUUAACAUUUUCCCAAGAUUUUCGGCUACAUUUAAGAACUCAGGCAUAGUCGCUUAGGCACAAUUUGCACAGUUUAGUUGUAGUUUUAAGCCUAAAAACACAAACACAAA
Messenger RNA from Drosophila subobscura, 1783 nucleotides. Its product is annotated as gastrula zinc finger protein XlCGF57.1. NCBI's taxonomy places the organism in Eukaryota, Metazoa, Arthropoda, Insecta, Diptera, Drosophilidae. Bases 149 to 1585 code for a protein of 478 amino acids. Gene Ontology annotation, biological process: regulation of transcription by RNA polymerase II. The record is from RefSeq and is a predicted model, not a curated record. Gene Ontology annotation, molecular function: RNA polymerase II cis-regulatory region sequence-specific DNA binding; DNA-binding transcription factor activity. The transcript has a single exon.